Molecule: messenger RNA, 1011 nt
Organism: Aspergillus luchuensis
Lineage: Eukaryota; Fungi; Ascomycota; Eurotiomycetes; Eurotiales; Aspergillaceae
Product: asparaginase ahrA
Exons: 3
Coding region: 1-1011 (336 amino acids)
Molecular function (GO): asparaginase activity
Source: RefSeq, a predicted model, not a curated record
AUGAACACCACCCUGCCGAACGUGACCAUCUUUGCAACGGGUGGUACCAUUGCCGGUUCUGACUCCAGCUCAACAGCCACGACCGGCUACACCUCUGGAGCAGUCGGUGUCCUGUCCCUCAUCGAUGCAGUCCCGUCCAUGUUGGACGUGGCCAACGUUGCCGGUGUGCAGGUGGCCAACGUGGGAAGCGAGGAUAUUACCUCUGACAUCUUGAUUUCCAUGUCCAAGAAGCUGAACCGCGUCGUGUGUGAGGAUCCGACCAUGGCCGGCGCCGUCAUCACCCACGGCACAGACACCCUCGAGGAAACUGCCUUCUUUCUGGAUGCCACCGUCAACUGCGGCAAGCCGAUUGUCAUUGUGGGUGCUAUGCGCCCGUCCACGGCCAUUUCGGCUGACGGACCCUUCAACCUCCUUGAAGCUGUGACGGUGGCUGCCUCUACUUCGGCGCGCGAUCGCGGUGCCAUGGUCGUCAUGAACGAUCGUAUUGCCUCGGCCUACUACGUGACCAAGACUAAUGCAAACACCAUGGACACCUUCAAGGCCAUGGAGAUGGGCUAUCUCGGCGAGAUGAUCUCGAACACCCCUUUCUUCUUCUAUCCGCCCGUCAAGCCAACCGGCAAGGUGACCUUUGACAUUGCCAACGUGACUGAAAUCCCCCGUGUGGACAUCCUGUUCUCCUAUGAGGACAUGCACAACGACACCCUGUAUAAUGCAAUCUCUAGUGGUGCCCAGGGAAUUGUGGUUGCUGGUGCCGGUGCUGGAGGCGUCACGACCUCCUUCAACAAGGCUAUCGAGGACGUAAUCAACCGUCUGGAGAUCCCCGUCGUGCAGAGUAUGCGCACUGUCAACGGGGAAGUGCCGCUGUCGGACGUGAGCAGCGACACGGCUACCCACAUCGCCAGCGGAUAUCUGAACCCGCAGAAGUCGCGCAUUCUGCUGGGAUUGCUGCUAUCUCAGGGAAAGAAUAUCACAGAGAUUGCGGACGUUUUUGCUUUGGGCACGGAUGCAUAG